CUCUUUGCCUUCCUCAGAUCAAUGCCUCGGCCACUCACUUUCUGAUGUUGCACGACGGGAAAUGCUUUGAAUACUUGCGACAUGGCUGCUCGCAUUGAUUGCCAAGAUUGACAGCUCUAACCGUCGUCUUCUCUUGUCUUAGCCUAGCGAGAGGGAUGAGAUAAAGAACAGAUAACAACAAAAGAUAGUCGCAGUUUGACAGCUGAACUCCACGAGGAAGAGCGGGAUACCCUUCUCGCGCUCCCGUGUAAACACACUUUAGUUUCCGCUCAACAGAUAGCGCAGCUGAACCUUUUCCUGCAAAAGUAGUUUUUAAAACGGCGGGAUAACGCAGAAGCAAGGACCUGCUUUCACCCCCCUCUUUUCCAACACACCAAGUCUUCAAGGAUUCUCUGCAAGUGGAUCUCGUGGUGACUUUUGCAGCUGAGCAAAGUUCCGGAUUGGACCUGAAUAGAGAGGCUUGCGGACGCAUGUGCCAGUCAAUUUCACAAGUUCCAAGUCAACCAACCAGUGAUAACUGGGAGCUGGGGAUUGAGUCCUUUAGUUUUUAACCCCACGCGCUGACAUGGAGGGCUUUCUUCGUAGCAGCUAUUUACUGAGUAGAAUUAUGUCUUCCAAGCAAGCCACGUCUCCGUUCGCAUCAGUGGCCGACGGCGAGGACACCCUGAACCAAGAGCACCUGUCCUGGGACAAGGAGGAGAGCAUGGAGGCCCACACCACGCCCCAGAUCCCCCUGCACAGCCUGCUGCACGGCAAGGUCCACCCCGACGAGAUGCAGCCCCUCAGCAGCCUCCCCCCGGAGACAGACUGGGACAGCCUGGUGUCAGCCCAGCAGCGCAUGGAAUCUGACAGCAAUAAAGUAUGCUCUCUCUACUCCUUGAAUAACUCAACCUCGCCACACAAGCCGGAGGAGGGGGCCCGGGAACGCGGCGACCUGCUGAGCGCCUCGGCCUUCGGAACACCUGAGCGCCGCAAGGGAAGCCUGGCGGACGUGGUGGACACGCUGAAGCAGAAGAAGCUGGAGGAGAUGACAAAGACAGAGCAGGACGAGUCUUCAUGCAUGGAGAAGCUUCUGUCUAAAGACUGGAAAGAGAAGAUGGAGAGGCUAAACACCAGCGAACUCCUGGCAGAAGUCAAAGGUACUCCAGAGAGCCUCGCUGAGAAGGAGCACCAGCUCUCCACUAUGAUCGGCCAGCUGAUCAGCCUGCGAGAACAGCUCCUGGCCGCCCACGAUGAGCAGAAGAAACUGGCUGCCUCGCAGAUGGAGAAGCAGAGGCAACAGAUGGAGCUGGCUCGGCAGCAGCAGGAACAGAUCGCCAGACAACAGCAGCAGCUCCUGCAACAACAGCACAAGAUCAACGUUCUCCAGCAGCAGAUCCAGGUCCAGGGUCACAUGCCUCCGCUCAUGAUCCCCAUUUUUCCACACGACCAGCGCACGCUGGCAGCCGCUGCAGCCGCCCAGCAAGGCUUCCUCUUCCCUCCAGGAAUGUCUUACAAGCCAGGUGAUAACUAUCCCGUGCAGUUCAUUCCAUCCACGAUGGCAGGCGCGGCCGCGUCCGGGCUCAGCCCCCUCCAGCUGCAGCAACUGUACGCCGCCCAGCUCGCCAGCAUGCAGGUCUCUCCCGGAGCCAAAAUGUCCCACCUCCAACAGCCCACCAACGCCAGCGGGCCCAUCUCUCCGUCCUCUCUGAAGAAUGACAAGAGAUCCUCAAGUCCUAUGGUGCAAGUCAAGGAGGAGGGCACACAGCCUCUCAACCUCUCUGCCCGGCCCAAGGACCUGGGGAAGUCCCCCAACUCCCCGACAGGGAACUUGUUCUCCAGCAGCAAAGGCAGCCCCAACAGCAUGAUGGGGAAGGGAGGACUCUCUAGCCCCCUGGGUGGAGGCCUCGGCCGGGGCUCCUCUCUGGAUAUCCUCUCCAGUCUGAAUUCAACUGCGUUGUUUGGGGACCAGGAUGCUGUGAUGAAGGCCAUUCAAGAGGCCAGGAAGAUGAGAGAGCAGAUCCAGAGGGAGCAUCACCAGCAGGGCCUGGAAGCCAAGCUCUCUGCCCUCACCUCCAUGGGCCUCAACAACUGCCGAGUUGACAAGGAAAGGGCUCAUUUUGAGAGCCUUGGGCACCAUCUUGGCAAGUUGGGUGAAGAUGGAAAGAUUGGCCAUAGAGUCAUCGACCUCACCAGGCCAGAAGACCUCGAUGGAGGCGCCAGCACCACCGAGGCACGGGUCUACAGGGAGGCCCGAGGGCGCAACACUACCGAGCCCCACAUCAAGAGGCCCAUGAACGCCUUCAUGGUCUGGGCCAAGGACGAGCGGCGCAAGAUCCUCCAGGCCUUCCCUGACAUGCACAACUCCAACAUCAGCAAAAUCCUGGGUUCAAGGUGGAAGUCCAUGUCUAACCAGGAAAAACAGCCUUACUAUGAGGAACAGGCCCGCCUCAGUAAAAUUCACCUAGAGAAGUACCCUAACUACAAGUACAAGCCCCGACCCAAGCGGACCUGCAUUAUCGACGGUAAGAAGCUCCGCAUUGGCGAGUACAAGCAGAUGAUGCGCUCACGACGACAAGAAAUGAGGCAGUUCUUCACUGUGGGUCAGCAGGCGCAGAUCCCCAUCAGCACCAGUGCGGGUGUUGUCUACCCCGGGGCCAUAACCAUGGCGACCACCACACCCUCCCCUCAGAUGACCUCCGAGUGCUCAAGCGCGUCGGCCAGUCCCGAGCCCCCCCUCCCCGUCAUCCAGAGCACCUUCAACAUGAAGCUUGAGCCCAGCCCUCUGCUGGUGAACAGCAGCAGCGAGCGCCCCAACGGCGUGGAGGAGAUGGACCUGUACGAGGACUUUGAGGAGGAGCCCAAAUCGGACUAUAGCAGCGAGAACGAGGUGCCGGAGCCCGUCAGCGCCACCUAAGGCGCCGCUCACAGCAAAACGAACACCAAUCAGAACCAUUGGGGAUGGGCGUACCGGACGCACUCGCAACACACCACAAAACUCAUCCGAAAAGCGGAUUGGCCCGGGGAGCCCAGAGACUGAUCUGAAGGGAGGAGGGGAGGAGGGGGGCGAGAAAAUGAAAAAAAAAACAUUGAGUUCAAAGUAAAUAGAUGACUUAAGAAAAAAAAGAGAAACUCUCUUAAUGAUGUAUCCUCCACGAGCCAGCAUGCGGACGUGGCUUCAUGAGAUCAACACAUAUUGGGUCUUAAGUGUUUUCUACAGUGUGUGUAAAGCAGUUUGGUUGUAGUUUGUUUUUUCUUUUUUUUUAUCUCGCUGUUCAUUUUUAUGUCGUUAUCAUGGACAUUUACACAAUUGGGUUUGAGCGUACCAUUGGAACUUGAAAUUUAGUAUUUGAUAUAAAUCUGUUAUUCUUAAAGUAAUUUACCUUUUUCACAUCAGUUUGAUGCUUAUGAUAUGUUACAUUACUGUUUGUGAUGGGAAAUCUGUUCUCACUCAGGUAUGCUGUGACAGGAACCAGCUUUUGAAUGUUUUCAAUCUGAAUUUAAGUAUAGGCAUACUAUUCCAUUCUUAAGGAGUUAUACAACAAUGGAAUUAUUAUUAUUAUUAUAAUUAUACAAACUGUACCAUUUUGUGCAGAAGUGCCAAACAUUUAUAAUUUUCUCCUUAAAACCUUUCAAGAUCUUUUGAGAGAGGCCGCAUGAGUCUUAGACAAUCUCUUGACCUCUUAGUGCAGCUUCAGUCUUUCUUCCUUUUUCGUUUAUCCAAGCAGGAAAUACAACGUAAAAACAAAUAGAACUCAGGAACUUUAAAGCGGGCGUAGCAAGUGAUAUGGCGUCUUGGUGAUGCGGUGACUUGCAAUGCUGCUUCCUGGGAGCCCAUAAUGCAGUGAUCAUCAGCCCUGACCCACCCCCUCCAAUGUCUCCUGUAGAGCAGUUAAGUCUUGUGCCGCCGCAUCAGCCUCUUGUUUCUAGCUCUCCAAUCUAGUCUUACUCACUAAGUUCUUAAUCAGAAUGACUGUAAUCAGGCCAGGACGCUAAAGGGCCAAACGCAUCCAAUCUCCCCGUUUGGACCAGCAGCAAAAGGCAGCUUUGGGAGCAUUACAAUCUCAAAGUGAUGUUGUACAUUGUGACUCCACACUGCAUUCUGUUAAACACUUGAGCCCCAUUUGGAGGACAUGUUUAAAGUCUUUGGUCUUAAACUUUUUUUUUUCCUCCUACAAUCCAGUCUUUAGAGACAUUGUAAAUCUUAAAUUGACACUAAGAAGUCUUAAGGAAAGGUUUGGUUAUCUUGUUGAUGCUUUCAGUUGAUUACAGCAGCAAUCUUGGGCUGGUUUAUUCCCGGAACCAGACAAGGUCAAAUGUACCACACACACCAUGGCUACUGUAUAAACUAACGCGUGACGUUUAUUGUUAUGCAUUUCUCUGCAUCUGCAUAUUUCUUUACAUAGCAUUUCUCCUCAACAGACUUUCCCUCGACAGAUUGAAGCAUGUUGUGCUGCUCGUCGAACGACGACACUUUGGAAAGGCAGUUAUCUUUUGCAUUUAAUGCACGAGUACACAGCUAACAAAAUAGGAGUCCGCCUUCGGGAGCUUGCUCUCGGCUAAACCCAGCUCCAGCGGUGGCAGAGGCUUUUUCUAGCAAGACCUCCCUCCCGCUUUGCGGGGGUAGAGGGGUCUAAGUGUCCCCCCCACAUCCCCCGUCCCCGCGCCCCGUUGCCUGCCCCGCGUCCAACCCUAAAACACCCAGGGGUGCGCCAUCUGGCUCCGGGCAAGGGGUGGGGGGGUCAGGCGGAGGUGCUUACCAGGAGGAAUAGGCGGGAGGGGGGGGAACAAUAAAUAUAGGAUGUGCAUCGCUCAUUGUGUUCCCUCCAUCAAAGUGUGUGAGCAGGAAGGCCUCAACAGGGGCCGCCACGCUGGCCCAGUCACCAGGCGCUGGUGAGCAGAUGGAACAAGUACAUCAAGCUGUGGGGGAUUAUUGAAAUGAGUGACGAGUGGCAAUCAUCUCAAAUACUGCAUUAUUAAUGCAUGGUUCCAGCUAUUCUCCUUUUGCCCUUGAACCUGUCGACCUAAAGUAGGAGCCUAGAGUUUCGUAAGAGACCCAGAUAGUCUCUGGCUCUUACUGGGCAGGAUCUCCACUGUUGGUCACUGCAUCACUCGCUUAGAUUGAAUUGGUACAAAUUGAUGUAUAUAUAUAUAGUAUGUGAAAGAAAUUCAAAGCUGGCUGUUAUGGCAUUGUCUCCGCCAUUAAACGCAUUCAUCCACGUCAGUUUGUAAGUUUGAAACACCUCACUGUUCAUUUUUAGUUUUGUUUCCAUUCUUUUUCUUUAUUGUGUUGCUCUUGUUUUGAGGCACAGCACAUGCUUCUAGGAUAGCUAACCCACAAAGAAACUUGUAAAGGAUUUCCCUCCAGGUCGACCCGUCUGGUGUUUUUAAGCUGUUACUCCUGUUUGCUGGUGGAUUAACUAAUUUGUAUGUGAUUGUAAAUAUUUUCAUGACCAUGCCAAUCCGAUUCAGUGGGCUGGUAGUGAAAACGGACUCUCGAUGGAACUGAAACUUGACUGUGCUAUAUAGCAAAAAAAAAAAAAAGAACAAAAAAAAAAAAUUAUGACAACAAAGAACUCAUAUCUCUUGAGGAGAUGCUGUUUCAUAAGUGUUAACAAGCACUGGAUAUAAAUUGUAUUUUUAUCAAUUCUGAGUAAUGUGAAGCUGUUUGCUGAGUAAAAAAGAAAAUACCAUUUCCGCAUUUGAACUCAAGUGUGUCUUGUCAGACACCUGAUUCAAGUCUUCAAAUAUUUUUCUGUCUGCUUAUUUUGUUUAUUUAUGCAAAGAUCCAUGUGAUGAUUGAACAUUUUGUUUAAGCUUCAGGUCAGGGCUGCCUAGGAAGAGAGUCAACAGAGAGAAAGAGAGAGAUAGAGGGAGAGAAAUUCAACAUCCUACAAGCAUAGCAACUGGUUAGAAAUACAUUAGAGGUCAGAAGUCCAUUGUAUAUUGUCUGUCGCGUGUAUUCAUGUUUUAAUAUAUUUAUUAGCCACUAUUGGCUCUAAAAUUGUUGGUUAACCAUUAGUCAACAAAUGGACAAUCAAAUGGACAGAAUUAAAACUCACCGAUUAGACUGCAGAACAAAAAGCAUUUCAAUAUAUUUGCCAUCUCGUUAGGCGUUUAUUGUAAAUAUAACAUUGGAAAUAGAUUUUAUUUUUUUCCCAUGGGUACUUAAUGAAGUAUAAGUUAUGUAUUUGAUCAUUUUGUUUUUACUUUUUUGUAUGUGCAUGUAUGUCUUUAAGCCUGACAAGUCACUGUACCUCACGUAGAUGCUGAAUAUUUCUCCCAGGAGAGCAGGACCUUAGAUAGUGAUGUUUUGAUAAUCUUCCCAAUUUAAAGACAAAUCAAUGAAAAAAUAAAUCAGUAUUUACAAUCUAAAUCUUUUUGAUAUGACAAGUAAAGUUAUCAAAAAUAAGGUACUACAAACACUUGACAAAAGUGAAUUAUUUCAACCACGGCAUUCAUAUAAUGUAUAAUCCAACUUGUGUUUUGGCUAAGUAAAGCACUCAUUUGAAGAGGAUUUUUUUGAGGAGCAAUACUAAUACAAAUAAUAAAUAAUAAACAUGCAUGUAUUUGGCUUGCAUUUACACAGUAUAGGAAUGAACAAAAGUUGUUUUUUUAUGAACAUUUCUUUGUUGAAAACACAACUGACAUUCUUGUAGUUUUUUUUACAAGUUGGGAGUGUGCAAGUAUUUAUUAGUUUUUAACAUGGAAUAAUGCAGUCACCCGAGUGCAUUCUUACUCUAUAUUCUCUUUGCCAUUUUUAUAUGUUGCUAAUUUUAAUGAACUUGUUCUUGUAGACUACCCAGCCAUCAGCAGUUUAGCUCCAUACAACCCCUUUAUCAAUCUAACUAUAAGAGAUGCCGUUGCAUUUGAUUCAAAACUGAAGACUUGUAAUGCUGUUUCAACAUUACUUACUGUACAUUUUGUUUUUGCCUGUCUGAACUCUGUGAUGUAUAUGGUGGGGAUUAUUCUCUCUAAUUAAGUUAAUCAGCACAAUUCACUGAUAUGCUGGACAGAGAUGCUAGCUGGCGUUCUUACGUGUAUCAAUGGUUCAGGACAGCAUUUCUAGUUGUCUUUACAGAACUUUGCUUUUGAGCUUAUUUUGUCUUAAGCAACACUGUGUGGCUCUUAGAGUAUUGGGGCCGUUCAUUUGAGAUUGCUGGCAGCCUGGUACAGUUCUGUGCAUAGAAUCCCUUAUCCUGGCAGGUACCUAGACCCAUGUCAAGUAUUGUUUGGGUGUUAUUAGAGUAAAUGAAAUACAUAGUGUCUGUUGCUGCUUUGAAAAAAAAAUAUUUCUGAAUAUGUAAAUAGUUUAUCAUAAUAUCUUGUACAGUCCAGUGUAAAGUUUUUAAUUCAACCUAAAACGGUUGCCAUUACAUUUCUGUUCACAUUCUCCUUUAUACAGUACACAAAAAUCAAUUAUUUGCUAAGGAUGUUAUUGUUAAAAGGAAAAAAAAGACAAUGGUACUAAACUAUUUUACGUUUUUUGUUUUUGAUUUUUUGCUUGGCUUCAAAGUGUAAACCAGCAAGUCUUUGGUUUCCAUGUGCAGUAUUGACGUGAGGUAAAAUUAAUUCAACAGUGGUGUUUUUGGGGAACAAUCCCCUCUUGCUUUGGUAGUAUUAAAACACUAUUUGAAACGAAUUCAAACCGGAAGAGUGACACGUUGGGGCUUCGGGGAGGGGGGUAUGUCGCACCUUGGAAAUGUGUUCAAAUGUUUAGAUGCUCCUCCCUACAGGAUGCAUUUAGGCAAAUUAUAAUGUAACACCAUUUUCUGUAUGUAAUUAGUCCAUUGACGUAAAAAGGCAGUCAUGCGCUGUAUAACUGCCUGUUUGAGAUCAUUUACCUCAAGAACUUUCUCCUUUUCUGUAAACGAGUAAAAAACAUUGUGUGACAAAAAAACAUCUCACCAUCACUCCAUCUUUUGUACUGCUGUUGACACUUACAAAUUAAAGAGACAUUUUGUUUUAAA
Molecule: messenger RNA, 7949 nt
Organism: Gadus macrocephalus (Pacific cod)
Lineage: Eukaryota; Metazoa; Chordata; Actinopteri; Gadiformes; Gadidae
Gene: sox6
Product: SRY-box transcription factor 6
Biological process (GO): central nervous system development; positive regulation of chondrocyte differentiation; cell fate commitment
Cellular component (GO): nucleus
Molecular function (GO): RNA polymerase II cis-regulatory region sequence-specific DNA binding; DNA-binding transcription factor activity, RNA polymerase II-specific
Source: RefSeq, a predicted model, not a curated record